Molecule: messenger RNA, 1545 nt
Organism: Aureobasidium melanogenum CBS 110374
Lineage: Eukaryota; Fungi; Ascomycota; Dothideomycetes; Dothideales; Saccotheciaceae
Product: putative benzoate 4-monooxygenase cytochrome P450
Exons: 1
Coding region: 1-1545 (514 amino acids)
Molecular function (GO): heme binding; oxidoreductase activity, acting on paired donors, with incorporation or reduction of molecular oxygen; iron ion binding
Source: RefSeq, a predicted model, not a curated record
AUGGACCUUUCACACUACCUCUUCUUGUGCUUAGUAUUUGUCCCUCUGUGGAUCGUGCUGUUUUAUCUUGUUCCUUAUUUCACGACAUACAACCACCUCCGCCAUAUUCCCGGUCCUUUCAUAGCGAAAUUUAGCAACGUAUGGUUAGCUCUCCACUCCCGCAAAGGUCAAAAAUACGUUGCCAUCCAUGAGGCACAUCAGAAAUAUGGCACGCUCGUUAGAGUAGGCUACAAUCACGUCUCCAUCGCCAACGAACGCGGCCUUCAAGUGGUAUAUGCCCACGGCAAUGGUUUCCUCAAAGACCAUUUCUACGAAGCUUUCGUGAGUGGUGUACCUGGAGUUUUCAACACCAGAGAUCGCGUACAGCAUACCCGUAAGCGCAAAAUCGUUGCGCAUGCGUUCUCGCCGGGUGCUGUUGUUGCGUUUGAGUCGCAUAUGGCUAAGAACCUCGAGCGCUGGGUGAAGCAAUUGGAUGAGAUUGCCGCCACAGGAGUUGAGAACAGUUUGGCACGGGUCAACAUGAUGCCCUGGUGCACAUACAUCGCGUUCGACAUCAUCGGAGACUUGGCCUUCGGAGCUCCGUUUGGAAUGGUCGAGAAAGGUCGUGAUGAAUGUGAAUCGCAGGAGCCAGGAGGUACUGUCAUCCUCACUCGCGGCGCAGAGACUUUGAAUCGGAGAGGCGAAGUCUCGUCGACGUUGGGAUGGCUACCCUCGCUGCGGCCCUUCGCAAAAUAUCUUCCAGAUCCUUUCUUCACCAAAGGCAUGCAGUCGGUCAAGAACUUGCAUGGAAUCGCGUGCAUGGCAGUAUCAAAGCGUCUCGAUGCCACCGGAAAGCAAGAGGGCCAGCGCCACGACAUCCUCGCUAUGCUGCUUAAAAGCAAGGGCUCUGAUGGAAUGCCCAUGCAGCGCGACGAGCUGAUUUCAGAAGCCCUUACGCAGCUGAUCGCAGGCAGCGACACCGUGUCCAACACCUCAUGCGCAAUAAUAUACUGGAUCCUAGCCGGCGAGCGAGACGCGCCAGGUACGAUUCUGCCUCGCCUACAGCAAGAAUUGGAUGCUGCGAUUCCCGACACAGAUGCUAUAGCAACUCAUGCCCAAGUCAAGAACCUGCCAUACCUGCGCCGCUGUAUUGAUGAGGGGAUGCGCUUGCACUCGACUUCUGCAUUGGGCCUUCCGAGAAUUGUGACAUCAGCAUCUGGUGUGUGGUUUGACGAUAAGCGUUUCCCCGUCGGAACGGUGUUGAGUGUGCCCAGCUAUACCGUUCACCACGAUGCGACCAUCUGGGGUCCUGAUGUUGCAUCGUUCAACCCAGACCGAUUUGUUCCCGAGCGUCUCACCAGCAGGCAGAAGAUGGCAUUCAAUCCUUUCAGUUAUGGGCCUAGGGCUUGCGUAGGACAGAAUGUGGCACUGAUGGAGUUAGCAUUGAUCGUGGGGACGCUCUUCAGACGUUAUGAUCUUGUGUUGGAGCAGAAGGUAUUGGAGUGCACUGAAGGGUUCUCGAAGAAACCAGUGGAAUGUUGGGUUCGGAUCAAGCAGAGAGUGUGA